AUGAAAUUGUCUCUAGUAGCAGCGCGUGAUGCCUUUGGAGAGGGCGAUUUCAAUGCGGCGUUAAUGAAUUACUAUGGGAUUUUGAAUUGGUUGAUACCAUCGAAGCGUGCGAAAUAUUUCAAAGAAUUUUGCGAUGCCCUUCAAGGAUUGCUUUCCGAUGAGAGCAUUGAAAAUCAACAGAAAAUCGUUUGGUUGAAAAUGAGUUGUGAGCUAUUCGAGCAAAAACCAACGCUGUUGAACAAAUGCGCGGAGUUUUUCUUCUCCAUUGGUACGUUUGGUGAAUGGAUGAUUCUUCCUUCAGCUUUUCAUGUCUAUACACCAAAAGCAUUACGCAUUACGUUUACAAAUGCUUUUUCAAAAAAAAAUUAUUGUUACGAAGGGAAUCCCAACCAGCAAUAG
Molecule: messenger RNA, 399 nt
Organism: Anisakis simplex (herring worm)
Lineage: Eukaryota; Metazoa; Nematoda; Chromadorea; Rhabditida; Anisakidae
Source: the annotation of a GenBank genome assembly